This is a messenger RNA of Erinaceus europaeus (western European hedgehog), 895 nucleotides long. It is a transcript of the gene NAA60, whose product is annotated as N-alpha-acetyltransferase 60, NatF catalytic subunit. NCBI's taxonomy places the organism in Eukaryota, Metazoa, Chordata, Mammalia, Eulipotyphla, Erinaceidae. Gene Ontology annotation, biological process: N-terminal peptidyl-methionine acetylation. The record is from RefSeq and is a predicted model, not a curated record. Bases 30 to 758 code for a protein of 242 amino acids. The transcript is spliced from 6 exons. Gene Ontology annotation, molecular function: histone acetyltransferase activity; protein-N-terminal amino-acid acetyltransferase activity. Gene Ontology annotation, cellular component: Golgi membrane.
AGCCGAGCGCGGCGCGGACGGAGGUGUGGAUGACAGAGGAGGCGCCGCCCAGCGCGCUCAGUGAGGUCAGCCUGCGCCUGCUCUGCCAUGAUGACAUAGACACCGUGAAGCACCUGUGUAGUGACUGGUUCCCCAUUGACUACCCAGACUCAUGGUAUCAGGACAUCACCUCCAACAAGAAGUUCUUCUCCCUUGCUGCCACCUACCGGGGCACCAUCGUGGGCAUGAUUGUGGCUGAGAUAAAGGGCAGGACCAAGAUACACAAAGAGGAUGGAGACAUUCUAGCCUCCAGCUUCUCUGUCGACACACAAGUCGCGUACAUUCUCAGCCUGGGCGUGGUGAAGGAGUUCCGCAAGCAUGGCAUAGGCUCCCUGCUGCUCGAGAGCCUGAAGGACCACAUCUCGAGCACCGCCCAGGACCACUGCAAGGCCAUCUACCUGCACGUGCUCACCAGCAACAGCACAGCCAUUAGCUUCUAUGAGAACAGGGACUUCCGGCAGCACCACUACCUGCCCUACUACUACUCCAUCCGAGGUGUGCUCAAGGACGGCUUCACCUACGUCCUCUACAUCAAUGGCGGCCACCCGCCCUGGACCAUCUUAGACUACAUCCAGCACCUGGGUUCUGCGCUCGCCAACCUGAGCCCCUGCUCCAUCCCGCACCGGCUCUACCGCCAGGCCCACAGCCUGCUCUGCAGCUUCCUGCCCUGGUCCGGCAUCUCCAGCAAGGGUGGCCUGGAGUAUAGCCGCACCAUGUGAGCCCCACCUCGGCAACCCACCUUGGAGCCUGCCCCCCCCUCCCGGGUCAGUGGACCACCUCCAUGGCCUGGGUGCAGGAGCUUGUGGCCAGCCCGGUGCUGUGCGGGCUCACUCGGGAGCAGAGUGGUGGGGCACUA